Messenger RNA from Mytilinidion resinicola, 970 nucleotides. RefSeq names its product arsenical-resistance protein. The coding region runs from base 19 to 888 and encodes 289 amino acids. Gene Ontology annotation, molecular function: arsenite transmembrane transporter activity; antimonite transmembrane transporter activity; antiporter activity. Lineage: Eukaryota; Fungi; Ascomycota; Dothideomycetes; Mytilinidiales; Mytilinidiaceae. The transcript has a single exon. Gene Ontology annotation, cellular component: plasma membrane. The record is from RefSeq and is a predicted model, not a curated record. Gene Ontology annotation, biological process: antimonite transmembrane transport; arsenite transport.
GCCGUCGGCCUCCUCGUAAUGAUGUACCCCAUCCUCUGCAAAGUCCGCUUCGAAACCCUGCACCUCCUGCUCCGCUCCCGCGACCUCUGGAUCCAAAUUCUCAUCUCCUUCAUCCUCAACUGGAUCAUCGCGCCCCUCUUCAUGGUCGCUCUCGCAUGGGCCUUCCUCCCGGACCGCCAAGACCUCCGCGAAGGCCUCAUCUUCGUCGGCAUCGCGCGCUGCAUCGCCAUGGUCCUCAUAUGGACCGACCUCGCCAAGGGCGACGGCGACUACUGCGCCGUGCUCGUCGCGUUCAACUCGAUUCUCCAAAUCGUGCUCUUCGCUCCUUUCGCGGUCUUCUACAUCAAGAUCGUGAGCCACUCGUCGAGCGCGGUGACGGUGAGCUACAGCAAGGUUGCGACGAGUGUUGCGGUCUUCCUUGGGAUCCCGCUUGGGGCGGCCAUCGUGACGAGGCUGGUGUUGAGGAGGGUGUUGGGGGAGGCGACGUACCAGCGGCGGUUUAUACGGUAUAUUGGGCCGUGGUCGCUCAUCGGGCUCCUCUACACGAUCAUCGUGCUCUUUGCGUCACAAGGGAGGCAUGUCGUUAACCAGAUCACUUCGGUGUUAAGGGUCUGCGCGCCGUUGAUCGUCUACUUCCUUGUCAUGUUUAGUUUGACCGUGCUCCUGUGCUGGAAGCUCGGGUUUGGGUAUAAAGUUUCUUGCACGCAAAGUUUUACGGCUGCGAGCAACAACUUUGAGUUGGCGAUUGCGGUUGUAGUUGCGGUGUAUGGAGCUUCCAGCGGACAGGCAUUGGCGAGUACAGUUGGGCCGUUGAUCGAAGUCCCGGUGUUGGUAGCUUUGGUGUAUGUUCUGCAGUGGUUCAAGAAGCGGUGGGGAUGGAAAGAUUAAGUAGAAGAAUAGCGUUAGUCCUCGCAUCUUGUAUCUAUGAUAAUUUACUCAGAUGAGGCAAGAAGUAAUGUUCCAGCGAACU